Molecule: messenger RNA, 2392 nt
Organism: Cylicocyclus nassatus
Lineage: Eukaryota; Metazoa; Nematoda; Chromadorea; Rhabditida; Strongylidae
Source: the annotation of a GenBank genome assembly
GUUAUUUUCAGAUAUGACAUCAUUAAUCGGAGGGAACAGCAUACUACACAUAGCAAAUCGACUAGGAGGUAUGAAGAAGGAAGUAUCGAACGAAGGAUUGGAUUCUGAGAGUGCACCAUCACCGACACCACCGUCCAUUCGACAGCCAACGCCUUUAACGGCCACAGCCACAUUCCCCGAGGUUACUGCGAACUCCGGAAGUCCCGCACCGCCCCCGGCCUCGGACGAAUCCGCGAUGGUCAUGUCGCUGUUCAAGGACAAGGAUGCGUUUACUGCGUCUCCGUCAACGUCGGAGUCUGCGGCUUGCGGCGACUCGUCCGGGCUCGUUACCGCCCAUAUCGACAUCAACUCGGCCAUUUCGCAAAUGCAGCAGCACCUGAAUGCUGCUCAACAGCAGCAUAACAUACAGAAUAACGACGUCAAAGUAGCCGACUUAUUGCCUGGAUAUUCGCCCUGGAUGAGAAAUGCGGGCCGAAAGAAAUCACAUCCUGUUUGGGAGUUCUUCAAAGAUCUCAAAGACACUAAUGGCGUUGGUGGAGUGGUGUGUUUGCACUGUUCCUGGCAAGGAGACGACCGUAGUCCGAACAAUCUGCGCACGCAUCUCAAGAAGUUCCACUCGUCCGACGGGGUCUUCGCCAGGUUCAGCGAAAAAUUAGCGCAGAUGGAUGCGUCUCCAUCGACGUCAUCUGUUGCCGAUGAUUUCCUGGCAGCCGACGUGUUAUCAUCGCUCUUAAACCCGGCUGAAUCGCCAACGGAAGGCAAGAAGAAAGGACAAAAGGGCACGAAAACAUGUAAAAAGUCAUCGGAGAUCUGGGAUCACUACCGAUUGCUAAACGAGAACCAGAAUGUAGAGUGUGUCUAUUGCUGGAAAGUACUGAAACGAGGCGAUAGUAGUACGAAAAGCAUGUGGGGACAUAUGACAGCAUUCCACCAGGAUGUUCUCGAUGAUAAGCAGAGCAGAAAGAAGCUUCGUGUAAUGGCUGUCGAGCCACUUGAGAGGAAAAAGUUCUCAGCAAUGGAUGGCGAGACACCCACGCAGCCAUAUGUCAAGAGAGCGCGCGCUGGUGGAAGCAGUCAGGCCGCUCCACCGACAGACAGUGUUGCGCUCGCAUUCCAACAAUUGCAAUCAGCCAGUCAGCUGAAUAAUCCUUUCAACUUCUUGGAGAAUCUGCCAAAGUCUAGUGAAGUUAUCAACAUAUCUGCCGGAUACCCUGUUGAAGAGGAGGAGCAAGAAAAUGCUCAUGAGAUUCAGGAGAUUCAAGCUGGAUCUUCUGGAGGUUCAUUGGCUGGAGAUACUGCAUCACCAUUGCGUGAAGACGCUGCCACAAGCGGCGGUAGUCCAUCGGUGACGUCAACCAAUCAGCUGAGCGCAUUUAUGAACAUGGCCACCAAUCCACUUAUGUGGAAUGCGAUGUUAGUGAAUUCUUCAACUCAUGGCUCUGCUUUUUCUCUCAAUGAUGGCCAGUGUGUUUCGAUGCUGAUGAAAAUGGCUCUUGAUCUUGAUCUCACUUUAUCAUACCAUAAGCGGAGGGGCGACAUAGAACUCUGCUUUGAGAGCAACCGAACGGCUGAAAAAAGCGGAGGGCGAGGCAAGGUUCUCUGCCUUUCAGAUAUGGGCAGAGAGAUAAGAGUUAUCGAAAGGGUGAAUGGAACGCCAACUGACACAGAAAUGUGGACAAAAACCGAUUUUAAUCAGUUUCACUGGGCAAUCCGUGGGAAGUGUCAAAAAGUACUGGUGAAAGGCUAGGUAUCUGUUUACCCAUGCCGAUCUCUGAUCAAUCAAACUGGUGCCUAAGAUAUAUCCCGAGUGACACUGAGAGUAUACAUGAGAGUUCUGUCCAUAGAGAUUGUCUCCUCAUUUUAUCACCGUAUACUGCCUCUGCUUACCCCGCGUACAACGCUUUCAUCGACAAACAGUCCUUCUGCCUUUAUUCUGCCGUUCAACGGAUGUUAUAUUUUAGCAAAAAUUUAUCGAGAUUUUCUGACUUUUCUUUGACAAGUUGUCUACAUACAUUAGUGAUAUGAUGUUGUUCCUAUCCGGUUACUUUCUUUUCCUUUUUUAUGCAUUAUUAUUCUUGUGUAUUAUCUGCCAAAUUCCUGCCGCCGAAUUCAUUUGCUGGGUCGACUCCAACGACUCUUUGAGUGCCGAUUGAAGCGGGUCACAGUUUCUUCUAUCAUUUCUGAAUGCAUAUGUUCUCUAUCCUUUCCUCUCUUGAACAAUCUCUGUAAUUUCUUAUAAUUAUAGGUGCUGAUUUUUAUUUUCGACACCGCGCUGACUUUAUUUUUCAAUGCUUUCGAUUACUGUAUCAUCAAUUGUGUGUAUUUUUUUUAUUAAGGGAUCAACUAUAGUCCUUAAAAGACAGUAUAUUGAGAACAAUAAACUAUCCCUCUU